UAUCAUUAUCAGGGUAAAACCCGAUGUUGCCUCUAAUGACUAAUUAGCCUAAUAUAAAUAAUGUGAUAAUGGUCCACCAACAGUUAUUUGAGGUCAGAAUGGCGCAGUGGUUGGUUAUAGCUUUUGCCUUAUUCGCAGGUACCGCCUCCGCGGCGUCGACUGCUUCCCGCAUAGUCGGCGGGCAGCUGACGACCAUCGACCGAUACCCAUCUCUUGUGCAAGUGGAAUUUCUGGGCAUCUUCACCAACACAUGGGGCCAAUCCUGUGCCGCCAACAUCCUUAACAAUUUUUACGUGCUGUCUGCAGCUCACUGCUUCGCUGGCUUAUUUUACGACCGCUCCCGUAGACGUAUACGAGGUGGCUCGACCUUCCGCAACACUGGCGGCGAAGUGAUCGGUAUCGUGCGAGAGUUCAAUCACCCCGACUACAACAUCAUCCCUGGCGAUGCUGACAUCAACGUCGUCCGCUUGAGAUCGCCCAUCAUCUACAACCCAGUGAUGCAGCGAGCGACGAUUGUGCCUCAGGGCUUUGAGAUUCCUGACAAUAUGCCCGUUGUUCAUGCUGGUUGGGGCGCUAUUGAGUGGCUAGGUCCUCAAUCAUCUCAGCUGCAAGACGUGACCAUCUACACCGUGAACCGCCAGAUCUGCGCCGAGAGGUAUCUAACCCUCAAUCCUCCUCGCCAAGUCACGGGGAACAUGAUCUGCGCUGGUAUCCUGGACGUGGGAGGCAAGGACGCUUGUCAGGGUGACUCUGGCGGACCAAUGUACCUCGGCGAUAUCAUAGUUGGUGUUGUCUCGUGGGGACAUGAGUGUGCCAACGACACCUACCCAGGAGUCAGCGCUGCUGUUGGACCCUACUCUGACUGGAUCGUCGCUACUGCUGUUUAAGAUUCUAUUUUAGAGUAAAUAAAGUUUUCGCUGUA
This is a messenger RNA of Manduca sexta (tobacco hornworm), 922 nucleotides long. RefSeq names its product trypsin, alkaline C-like. Gene Ontology annotation, molecular function: serine-type endopeptidase activity. NCBI's taxonomy places the organism in Eukaryota, Metazoa, Arthropoda, Insecta, Lepidoptera, Sphingidae. Gene Ontology annotation, biological process: proteolysis. The transcript is spliced from 4 exons. The record is from RefSeq and is a predicted model, not a curated record. Bases 69 to 887 code for a protein of 272 amino acids.